UUCAAAUUUCAAUCCAUAUUCUGUAGUAUUGAUUUCAUUUUGUAUCUUCACAAGUUUUGCGUUACUUACUUUUUCUGUAGUAGAUUGUUUCUGAAUUACUUUAAAAUUCUCAUUCGCUUCAAGACUUUCUUCCCGAAUACAGUUAAAAUAAUCUGUGCUUUCAUCAGACUGCUUUUGUUCAUCUUCAUCAAUAUAUUCUACUAUUCCGAAACCUGAAAUUGACUCCAAGUCAUCUUGAGAUUUUUCUACUUCGCUUUGGUCAAUGUCGCCAGAUUGUUCUCCAUCUACUUCACAAGUAUCGAUACAUGAUUUAAUGUCAGAAUGAACUCGUCGUAUUUUCAAACAAGUAGGAAGUUUCAUUUUCUCACAAUCGACGUCAUAAUUGAUUAAAGACACAUCUCCAUUUUCCUCUUGUUGUAUGGAUCUGAAGAGGGAAUUCGUGGUUUCACAAUUCUUUCGGAAGCGCCAAGCAACAGAAAGAUCAUCCAAACAGCGAUUACAUAUUUUGUUGGAAACUUUAAUACUUAUAUCGGACAAAUUUAAUCCUGAACAUAACGAAAUCUUUUCGGCAAUUGAGAAACUUGACUCUGGCGACGACUGAGUACUACUCUCUUUAUCUCCAGAGAAGACAGAUAUCAAUUCACCUCCAUCGUCUUGAAGGCAAAUAACGCAGACGAAAUUUAAAUCGAUCACAACUGCCAUUAUUAUUUAUUUACGUUGUUUACUACAAAAUUUUAUUAAUCCUUUUUGUAAAUCCUUUAUCAAAACAAAAACAAUAAAUUUAUUAAAAUUUGACAGAACGACAAAACCUGUCAUUUGUCAAUAAGGCUAGUAUACACGGUUUCGAUGAGUACACUGUGAUAAAUAAAUAGCAACCGUAAACCUGAAAUGAACUACUGAUGUAUAUUAAAUUUAAUACAAAUAAACAAAAGGAGUAUAUACAGAAACUUUGAAGUUAAAUAUCUUUUAGAAAUAAAAACGUAGUUGUCAAUGCAAAGAACUUAUUGAUGUUUAUUGCUAACAAUAAAUAUCAUGUUAAAUGUUCUGAUAGUUAUUGCCUACUGUAAGAAAUAUGCUACUUUAAUUAGAGAACGUAUAAUGAAUAAAAAAUAAAUCUACGUUCUCUGUCUCUGCUAUCAUGGAAAAUAAAGAAUCAAAACAAAAAAGGCGCAAAGAAAUGUCGAAUCCUAUAGCAUUCAUAACCGAGAAUUUAUGUUCAUAUUUAUUAGAAAAACCAAACCUAUUUCCUGGUGUGAAUAUCCCAAAGAAAGCGACAAAUUUCAUACGCACACAUAAAGAAAAAUUAAAAGUACAAGGAGAAUUCAGUUUUCAUUGCCGUUCAGAACUAUGGAAUAACUGUUGUAAAGAAACGGGACACAAGCUGCGCUCAAUUGCAUUUGAUAUGUUUAAGAAGGAUGAAGGAGAAGAUGUAUCUAUUAAUGCGCAAGAAAGGUUUCUUCAAACGGCCGCUGGCUGGACGUUUCCAGUAGAACGGAUAAAAAUUGAUAAUGAGCGAUGCUUUUUGUACCUGCAACGACAAGCGGUGAUGACAAUGUUAAUUCAACAGGUUUUGAAAAACGACCACACUAAUACCUUUGCGAAGCUGGAAAAAGACCCUAGACAAAGGGUAUUUUUUAGUCGUCUAAACCAAGCCGGAGAAGAAAUUGAAGAACUGUCAUUUUAUAGGGUUAAACUUUUAGAGGAUAUCCUCGGUCGGGUUUUCGAAUACUCGAAAUGGACUAUGCUAACAGAGGAAGAAGUAAUGGAAGUAACGCAAGGCAAAGGAGAAAAUGUUGUUUUGCAAGUACAAGUAAUCAGUGCUGCUAGUAAGCCCUCGAUAAAUUCAGUUAUUAUUCCUUCAAGUAAGCUGAGCUCUGCCACCAUUCGAUGUGGCAUAGUUAUUGACCCAAUUACUGGAAAAAUAACAAAAUUGAAAACCAAAGAGUAUCUGAGUUGCCGAUCUAAUGAUAUGUGCUUAAUGGCAAUGCAUAAGUAUGGUGUCCGAGUAAAAGAUGAUACAAGGUUUAGCACAUUGAUGUCUCGCUUAGGUACAGCAGCGGUUACUGUUGAUUUGAUGGAAGUGCGUUUUUCAAGUCCGGUUCAAAUAAUUCGUAGCGGCAAAGGUAGUACAAAAGGUGCUGCCUUUAUUUUGUAUAACUCUGCGCGUUUAGAGUCAUUGCUUCGCCGUUUUGAUGAGAAGGUGGAUAAUGGUGAUUACGAAGGUCUGCCGCCCAUAGAUAGUAUUGACUUCACUUUGCUCGAUGAAGAAGAAGAAUGGCAACUAGUGUUUUGUUAUAUAUUUGCCUUCCCGAACCUUAUUGAGACUUGUCUGGAACAGUUACAAAAAGGAAUAUGUGGUGUUCAUACUAUCGUCAGAUUCCUUGGCGAUUUCACUGCACUCUUUAGUGUAUACUAUCGACGAAUUCGAAUUUUAACGCAAGAAACGCGACAGCACUUAAUGCCUUACGUAUAUGCCCGUAUAUAUCUGGUGAAAGCAGUUCGAGAAAUUCUUAAUAAAGCAUUGGCUCUGCUUGAUAUCGAACCGGUUCAUUUUAUGUGAUCAAUUGUUCAAAUUUUUGUGUGCCGAAUUAUAAUUUUGUAAAAAAUUACUUUAUGUAUAUAUAAUAUAUUGAAUAACCCAGAUUUUUACAUAUCUAAUGCUCUAGUACGUAUGCAAGAAAAACUACAUACUUAAAUAUAUGAAAUUCUUAUAAAUAUUUGCGUACAAAAACUAUUGAAACAAUAACUUAAAAUCUGCAUGUAAAUUCUUAUCUCUAAACAUAAGUAUGUACUGUUCCAAUGCAAAGCAUUUUUCAGGAUAGCCUUAAAGCUACAGCUUACAAUUAAAUACAUAUGUAUGCGUUUUAUACCUGUAUAA
This is a messenger RNA of Bactrocera oleae (olive fruit fly), 2878 nucleotides long. Its product is annotated as DALR anticodon-binding domain-containing protein 3. Gene Ontology annotation, molecular function: arginine-tRNA ligase activity; tRNA binding; ATP binding. Gene Ontology annotation, biological process: arginyl-tRNA aminoacylation; tRNA C3-cytosine methylation. Lineage: Eukaryota; Metazoa; Arthropoda; Insecta; Diptera; Tephritidae. The record is from RefSeq and is a predicted model, not a curated record.